UUUAGUUUUAAUAGUCUAGUAUAAGGAUCUUUUACAUAAAUUUAUUAUUUAGUUAAGAAAAAAAAAAUCUGAUAUUGUUUUAUUAUUAGAUAUUUUUAAGACUAUAAAUAUACUAAAAUAUCUAAUAAUAAUGUCAAUGUCAGCAUUAGCGGUUAGCAGUGGCUUUAUGAUUGGCUGCUGUGUGGUAGCUCAAAUUGCCAGAAAAUUUGUUGAAAAGUUUUUUAAAGACAGGGGUAUUAUACCAGUUUUAUUGAAUGAAGCAAUUGCUGCUGCUGAAUUAUGUUCAUGUUGUUUUGAAUUGAUAAUUGUUGCAGAUAAUUAUGGUGUUGCAGCUUAUGCUAUUUGUUUGUUUAUGUUAACAAUAUGGUGGGGUAAAGUUUGGGGUGAUGCUUCAGCGUGUCCAUAUACGCAUAUGGAAGAAUUAAUUGAAGGAAAGCAGUCUUUGAAAGACGUUGCCUUAAAAUCUUGGGCUGCGUUAAUGGGAGGAUGUUGCGUUUAUAGGAUCGUCCAAGUCUUUUGGUGGUUUGAGCUAGCGCAUACACAUGAAGGUAGAGCUUUUCAAGAGUGUACAGCUGAUUUACAGGUACACCCAUACUUGGGAGCAGUAAUUGAAGGAGUUGCGACAUUAUUGUGCCGUUUGGCAUCAAAAUCUUUAGCUGAAACUGGUCCAACAUUUUCAAGUUAUAUCGAUUCUUUCAUAGGUACAAGCUUAGUUGUAGCAGCUUUCAAUUUUUCUGGUGGAUAUUUUAAUCCAGUUUUAGCUACAGCUUUAAAAUGGGGUUGUACUGGACAUACAAAUUUGGAACAUAUUAUUGUUUAUUGGAUCGGAGCAUGCCUUGGUGCUAUUUUAAGUGUUCCUCUAUUUAAAAUGUCAAUUGUACGAAAAUAUUUAGUGGGAGAGAAAUUAAAAGAAGAGUAAAUUACGAGCUUUUAAUAAACUAAAUGAAAGUUUUUGAGAAAUUUGUGCAGACGAAAACCCUUUAGUUUUAUUUUCAUAUUGUUUACAAAAUUGCCAGUAAUUUUUAUCUUUUAGUGAAGGCCGUAAUUUACAUAUGUAUGUAAUAGUAAAAAUGGUUAAUUAUCCAAUCUAUUUAAAGACAAAAUUUUAAUUUAAUUAAAUAAUUAAUUUGAUUAUUAGGUAUUUAUUUGAUUAUAUGUUGUAUAUUUAUUUUUCUUUUGUUAAAAAUUAUAAUAAUUGACAAUAAUUUAUUAAAAUUAUUCUGAAAAAAUAAAAUUUUCAUCUGUUUUAACAUA
This is a messenger RNA of Condylostylus longicornis, 1254 nucleotides long. RefSeq names its product aquaporin-11 (gene AQP). Lineage: Eukaryota; Metazoa; Arthropoda; Insecta; Diptera; Dolichopodidae. Gene Ontology annotation, molecular function: channel activity. The transcript has 5 exons. Bases 131 to 919 code for a protein of 262 amino acids. The record is from RefSeq and is a predicted model, not a curated record. Gene Ontology annotation, cellular component: cytoplasm.